AGUUUGACGCAACAUUAAUGACGGUGGCAACAGCAGAUGCAUGUACAGCAGAAUUAAUUCUUUUAUCUUUUGCUGCUCUUUUUCAUACAUUAAUCAUCGACGUUAUGCUGCCUGUUCGGUAA
Messenger RNA from Eimeria maxima, 122 nucleotides. RefSeq lists its product as hypothetical. The annotation marks the transcript as partial. The record is from RefSeq and is a predicted model, not a curated record. NCBI's taxonomy places the organism in Eukaryota, Apicomplexa, Conoidasida, Eucoccidiorida, Eimeriidae. The transcript has a single exon.